GCCUGAGAAUGGUCCUGCCAAGGGCAGGCAGGACCUGAGGUGCCCUGCUCGCAUUGUGUCUGGCUAGGACCCGUCCCUGCUCCUUGCCGUCGCCGUCAUUGGGCUCACGGUGCUUCUGUUGGCCCUGAAGAACAUGAACUCAAGGAGGAAACAGCUUGCGGUCACCUUACAGAACCCUGAGACCAAGUAUCCGCUGCCCCUGAUUGAGAAAGAGCAAAUCACCCACAACACCCGGAGGUUCCGCUUUGCACUGCCCUCAACAGAGCAUGUUUUGGGGCUUCCUAUCGGUAACUAUGUCCAUCUCUUGGCCAACAUUGAUGGUGUCCUGGUGAUCAGGGCAUACACACCUGUGUCCAGUGAUGAUGACCAAGGCUUUGUGGACUUCAUUAUAAAGAUCUACUUCAAAAAUGUGCACCCGAAUUAUCCAGAGGGAGGGAAGAUGUCUCAAUACUUGGACAACAUGAAAAUUGGGGACACCAUUCUUUUUCGAGGGCCAACUGGGCGUCUGUUCUAUCAUGGGCCAGGGAGGUUUUCCGUCAAAGCAUACAAAACGAGUAAGCCUGAAGAAAAACGAGCCAGUCACCUGGGAAUGAUCGCUGGGGGCACAGGGAUCACGCCCAUGCUGCAGCUCAUUCGCCACAUCACCAAGAACCCCCGUGACAAGACCAGGAUAUCCCUCAUCUUUGCCAACCAGACAGAGGACGACAUCCUGAUGAGAAGUGAGCUCGAAGAAGUUGCCACAACUCACUCGGAGCAGUUCAGCCUGUGGUACACCCUGGACAGGCCUCCUUUUGGCUGGACGUACAGCUCGGGCUUCGUCACCGCCGACAUGAUCCAGGAGCACCUCCCUGCUCCCGGCAAGUCCACGUUCAUCCUGGUGUGCGGCCCACCACCCCUGAUCCAGACAGCCGCUCACCCGAACCUGGAGAAACUGGGCUAUACCAAGGACAUGAUCUUCACCUACUAACGCUUCCCUUGCUCUUAGCAAACACCCCUGGUCCCUUCCAUCUGACUCACAGUGAGUUGAGCGUCACCAUGUUCAGAAGUGCCUCAGGGCACCCUCGGGCUCACUGGAGCCCCCCUCUUUGGGGUGGGCCUAUGAAGGGAGUAAGGGGCUGGAGACAAAGUGGCCUCUGGAGCCUCCUUGCCUGGGGAGGCUCGGAGGGACUGCAUCCUGGGACC
Myotis myotis is the source of this 1182-nucleotide messenger RNA. RefSeq names its product NADH-cytochrome b5 reductase 2. Gene Ontology annotation, molecular function: oxidoreductase activity; FAD binding. Gene Ontology annotation, cellular component: mitochondrion. Lineage: Eukaryota; Metazoa; Chordata; Mammalia; Chiroptera; Vespertilionidae. Bases 134 to 967 code for a protein of 277 amino acids. The transcript is spliced from 8 exons. The record is from RefSeq and is a predicted model, not a curated record.